GCCUCUAAAUACCAAUCGGCCCUUGGUGUAGCGACAAAUACUCGGCUUGAUGAUGAUGAUCAAAAUCAUGCGGUUAAAUUCAAACAAGACAUCUUAAAUUUACAGAAAUCAUUGGAAGAUUAUGUUACUCACUUGAAACCUAAUAUGAAUAUUGAUAUUGAAAAAGUAAAAAUCCUUGCGAAAGAAUAUGGUUGCUUAAAUGAAAUUAGUGAGUCAGAUAAACUCUUUAUUAAAGCUAUUUUACAACGCAUAAAAUUAGAUCAGGUACAAAAUUAUUCCUUUAGAUUAUCUGAAUAUUCAAAUGUCGCACUUGAAUUAGAUAUCGAUAUCAAAUCACGUGAAUUGUUAGAAUUAAUGGAAAAACUUUCGAAAACUCGCGUUGGUGCCGACAAAGUAAUUGAUGCGGCGGCAAUAAAAAUACGUCAACAAAUUUAUGGAUCCUUG
Molecule: messenger RNA, 444 nt
Organism: Funneliformis geosporum
Lineage: Eukaryota; Fungi; Glomeromycota; Glomeromycetes; Glomerales; Glomeraceae
Source: the annotation of a GenBank genome assembly